AUGUCGGCCGGCACCCCGAGCGCCAAGACAAUGGCAACACGCUGCAAUUCACCACCAGACAAGUGCUGGACUUCCUGGUCGAUGAUCCCUUCGAUCUUCAAUGGCUUGACGACGUCGGCCACUCUAAUCUUCUUCAAGAACAACUGGCGGACGGUACCUGGGAACUUUGGCGCAAUCUUCUGUGGCUUCAUGGAGACAUUCAUCUUUGGCGCGGUCUUACCGUCAUCCGGGGAGAUAGCACCGGCCAACAACCUACAGAAGGUGGUCUUACCGGUACCGUUCUCACCCAUCAUGACAAUGAUCUCAGAAUCGGUAAAGUCACCGGCCUGGAUCUUCAAGUGGAAAUCCCCUUGGGUGUACUCCAUACCUGGGUACUGGAACGCACGGGAGGCAUCCUGGACCAACGCAUCGUUAGCGUCGGACAUUCUGAACUGCAAGGACUCGGUUCUAAAACGCAAGUUCUCGGUUGGAAUGUUACCGUCCAAGAAGAUGUUGAUACCUUCACGCACCGACGCUGGCAAGGUGACCACACCGUAG
This is a messenger RNA of Babjeviella inositovora NRRL Y-12698, 537 nucleotides long. RefSeq lists its product as uncharacterized. The record is from RefSeq and is a predicted model, not a curated record. Lineage: Eukaryota; Fungi; Ascomycota; Pichiomycetes; Serinales. The coding region runs from base 1 to 537 and encodes 178 amino acids. The transcript has 2 exons.